CUCCCCGCCAUGUUUGUUGAGGGCAGCUUGCUGUCCAUAGGGUCAGUUUGCUGAGAACAGUAGAUAGAUCUGCACAGCCGGUGGCUAAUAAGGGGACUAAAUAGAGGCGAUGAGCCUCGGCAGUGCGUCUACAAACGCCAUGUCCUCCUCAGCUGGCACGUCGUCUGGGAAGGGAGCAGGAAAGCUGACCAGUUUUGUCCCUGAGCUCCAGAGCAUGAUGUUUUCACUUGGAGAUGCGCGGCGCCCCCUGCAGGAGACUGCUGUGCUGGUGGAAGACAUUGUUCAUACUCAGCUUAUCAAUUUGUUGCAGCAAGCGGCCGAUGUGUCUCAGAUGAGAGGGGCCCGGGUCAUUUCCGCUGAAGAUCUUCUUUUCCUCAUGCGCAGAGAUAAGAAAAAACUGAAACGGCUGCUGAAAUACAUGGUGUUCCGGGAUUACAAAUCGAAAGUCCUCAAAGGCGUUGAGGAGGAGGAUCUAGAAGAGAAGCUGGCCGCUAACAAUAACGCAAACAAACGGCAAAAAUUAGCCCAGGACUUUCUGAACUCCAUUGACCAAACUGGGGAGCUCCUUGCCUUGAUGGAAGACGAUGAGAUCGAUGAAGUUAAGCAAGAACGGAUGGAGGUAAUGCUUCUUAUUUAUGUACUUAACCCUAUCACCAAGGGUGGUAUUCAAGUGCUUUACAUCAGUUUCUCUACUUGA
Molecule: messenger RNA, 697 nt
Organism: Bufo gargarizans (Asiatic toad)
Lineage: Eukaryota; Metazoa; Chordata; Amphibia; Anura; Bufonidae
Gene: SUPT3H
Product: SPT3 homolog, SAGA and STAGA complex component
Exons: 6
Coding region: 110-697 (195 amino acids)
Biological process (GO): transcription by RNA polymerase II
Molecular function (GO): transcription coactivator activity; protein heterodimerization activity
Source: RefSeq, a predicted model, not a curated record